ACCGUUUUGACGCUAUUCACACGACCUUCGCCGAUCGGUUGCUCAGUACCUAACAGGGGAGCAGAUCAAGAGUCCCCAAGCGCAACCCUUAUAAGCGCCAAAACUACCGAAGAAUCCAAUGUAAUUGAGGGAUUCAAUUGCAGGCUGUCUUGCGCACCACUUCGAUUGCGUAUCGUAUCACAUUUGCAAGAAGAAGAAAAAGCAAUAUGUCCAUGUUCCACCCUAGCAAGGGAGGGGUACAUAUCAAUUUGUUUGCAAUCCCAGUGCCUGCCCGCUCUCUCUGUACCUUUGGUGUUUGCGUGUCUCUUAAAGACAGACUUCCUCCCGCCGUCCCUUACUUAACUCAAUCCCUCUUCGACUCAACUCGUUUGUCCUUCUCCGCACUUUCAUCUCAUUCCAUCGCUGCACAACAUGCCCUUGCCGGAGAUCGACUACGUUGACCUGCCCAAUGGGCGAACCAUCACCGUCUGCGCACCUCACAAGAUGGUGACGUGCGGCAGGUGCUGCCUCGACUUCAGCUUUGACCUCUCCGACGGGCCCUUUGGCUACGACUUCAACUCCCCCUUUCCUCGGGACGUGAGCGUCGCCCAGGUCGCGGCCAGCCGAUACGGCCGCCCUGCGCCAUCCGCUUCGAGACGCUCUAAUGCUACCAUUAAGGUUGUGGACGAUGACAAAUCCAACAACAAAAAUAUUGUUUUCAAGGCUCGCCCCGAGAAGACCAAGCACUCCGGCACGGUGUUCCCUUCCAAGUUCAAUACCCAGGGAAGGACGCCCGUCUCGCCCGAAGAGCUCUUCCCCGGCAGCUACAUCACCCGAGCGGACCUCCCCUAUAAGCGCUUCAUCAACCGCUGCGACGACUCCGAGUGUCUGAUCUACACAGACGGCGCCUGCUCCGACAACGGCGCCGCCGACGCCCGCGGAGGCUGCGCAUUUGUCUUCAAGCCUUACGAGUUCAACGGGCAGAGAUGCAGUGUCGCCUUCAAGCUCGAGGACCGCGGCCCGGACGGCCAAGAGUACCGUCACACCAGCAACCGCGCCGAGCUGCGCGCCGUCGUGGCGGCGCUGCGCUUCCGCGCGUGGCACGACGAGGGCUUUCAGAGCAUCGUCAUCGCCACGGACUCGACCUACGUCGUCGACGGCGCCACUGACUGGGCUCGCGCAUGGGUCAAGAAGGACUGGCGGCUGUAUACUGGCGGUCUCGUCAAGAACCGCGACCUCUGGGAGGCGCUGCUCCUAGACGUCGAGAAACUGCAUGACCGUGGCGUCAGCGUCCGCUUCUGGAAGAUCCCGCGCCAUCAGAACAACCUCGCUGACAAGGAGGCCAAGCGCGCGGUCUCCUACAUGGAGUCGACGGAGAAGUUCAGGGACAUCUUCGGCAAUCUCGUGUAGUUGUGGCGGACGGCAUGACACAGGUCGACGUAUAAAUCGCUGUGGUCAACAAGGUCGAAAGGGGGGGGCUGGCAAC
This is a messenger RNA of Colletotrichum navitas, 1465 nucleotides long. RefSeq names its product RNase H domain-containing protein. The coding region runs from base 412 to 1389 and encodes 325 amino acids. The transcript has 2 exons. Gene Ontology annotation, molecular function: nucleic acid binding; RNA-DNA hybrid ribonuclease activity. Lineage: Eukaryota; Fungi; Ascomycota; Sordariomycetes; Glomerellales; Glomerellaceae. Gene Ontology annotation, biological process: DNA replication, removal of RNA primer. The record is from RefSeq and is a predicted model, not a curated record.